GGCGCGGGGAGGGGGCCGGGCGCGUGGUGGGCCCCGCGCGCCCUCGCGCGUCCCCCGCGCCCGGGCGCAGCUGGCGCGGUCGGUCUAGUGCAGCGCUCGGCUCCGCGCCUCGGGCGCUCGGCUUCACCUUCAGAGGCGCGGGGCGUGCGCGUCCUCCUCCCCGGGCCGCCCGCCUCCCCGCCAAGGUCCUUGCUGCCCUCUGCCAUGCUCUCCAGGUAAGACAUGCCCCUCCGCGGGGCAGGCGCACUUCUGCAGCCGGCAAGUGGGAGGCUCGCCUGAACAUGGAGAGAUAAGACGCAGGCCCGCGUGACCGAGCGCCGUGCCCGCCCCGGCCGGGCGAGCCCUCGUCGUCGAGAUGGACCGCCCCCGAGAGGCCGAGAUGGAGCUGAGAAGGGGCCCCAGCCCACCCAGGGCCGGCAGGAGCCCCGAGGCGGACGGGGACAAGGCGCUGAGCCACAGCUGCUGCAUCUGCGGCAAGAGCUUCCCCUUCCAGAGCUCUUUGUCCCAGCACAUGCGCAAGCAUACGGGCGAGAAGCCCUACAAGUGUCCCUACUGCGACCACCGGGCUUCCCAGAAGGGCAACCUGAAGAUCCACAUCCGCGGUCACCGCACGGGGACUCUGAUCCAGGGCCACGAGCCCGAGGCGGGCGAGACGCGCGUGUCCGAGGGCCUGGACGGCUGCGCCAGCCCCACGAAGAGCACCUCGGCCUGCAACAAGAUCCUGAACGGCGCCACCCAGGUGGACAGCGGCAAGAUCCUGCUGAGGAGCAGCAAGAAGGAGGCGGAGGGGGCGGAGGGGGCGGCGUGCGCGGCGGAGGAGGCCAAGGCGGCGGCGGUGGGGCAGUGCGCCUUCUGCAAGAGCAAGUUCGAGCGCAGGAAGGACCUGGAGCAGCACGUGCAGCAGGCGCACAAGCCCUUCAAGUGCCGGCUGUGCAGCUACGUGACCCUGCGGGAGGAGUCCCUGCUCAGCCACAUCGAGAAGGACCACAUCACGGCCCAGGGGCCCCGCGGCGGCGACGCCUUCGCAGAGAACGGCAAGCCCGAGCUGCCCCCCGGCGAGUUCCCCUGCGAGGUGUGCGGCCAGGCCUUCAGCCAGACCUGGUUCCUGAAGGCGCACAUGAAGAAGCACAGGGGCUCCUUCGACCAUGGCUGCCACAUCUGCGGCCGGAGAUUCAAGGAGCCGUGGUUCCUGAAAAACCACAUGAAGGCGCACGGCCCGAAGGCGGGGAGCAAGAACAAGCCCCGGAGCGAGCUGGACCCCAUCGCCACCAUCAACAACGUGGUGCAGGAGGAGGUGAUCGUGGCCGGCCUGAGCCUCUACGAAGUCUGCGCCAAGUGCGGGAACCUGUUCACGAACCUGGACAGCUUGAACGCGCACAACGCCAUCCACCGCCGGGUGGAGGCCGGCCGGCCGCGGGCCCCUGUCGGGGAGGGCCCGGCGCCCGGCCCCGCCGACUCCCAGCAGCUCUUCCUUCAGUGCCUGAACCUGCGCCCGGCGGCUGGCGCGCCCGCCCGCGGGCAGGCCGGGCGGCGCGUGGCCGAGCUGGACCCGGUCAACAGCUACCAGGCCUGGCAGCUGGCCACGCGGGGCAGGGUGGCCGAGCCGGCCGAGUACCUCAAGUACGCGGCGUGGGACGAGGCGCUGGCUGGGGACGUGGCCUUCGACAAGGAGCGGCGUGAGUUCAUCCUGGUGAGCCAGGAGAAGCGCAAGCGCGAGCCCGAGCCCGGCGCGCAGGGGCCCCCACGCAAGAGGGCGGGCGCGCCCGGGGACCCCGCGCCCGGGCCCCCGGACCCCCGGCCGGCCGCGCGCCCCAGCCGCCGCGCCGCCGCCCCCGCCGGCCACGGCAAGUCGUCCGAGUGCUUCGAGUGCGGCAAGAUCUUCCGCACGUACCACCAGAUGGUGUUGCACUCGCGGGUGCAUCGCCGCGCGCGCCGCGACCGUGACCGCGACGGCCCCGGGGACCGCGCGCCCCGCGCCCGCUGCGGCUCGCUUAGCGAGGGCGACUCGGCCUCGCAGCCCAGCAGCCCCGGCUCGGCCUGCGCCGCCGCCGACUCCCCGGGCUCCGGCCUGGCCGACGAGGCCGCCUACGAGAGCGGAGAGGAGGGCGCGGCCCACCCUGCACCAGGGACAAAGCCACACCGCUGCUGCUUUCCUGAAGAAGUAGCCUCCAGUGCGCUCUCCAACGGAGACCAAAGUCACACACUUGGAAAUAACCCAUCGGGAAGAGCUGCCAGGGAGCCCGGCGCGGGGAUCGCAGCUUCUGUGUCCGUACUUGAAAGCAGUAGCAGAGACACUUCCAAGAGAGCAGAGCAGCCUAGGUUUUCUGUGGACUUAAAGAUGCCAGCAUUUCACCCCAAGCAAGAAGGCCCCGGCUCCAGGGAUGCUGCGGACCUCCCUUCACGUCCCCCUCAGACUGCGGAUCUGCAGCUCCCCUCUGAGAGCCAGGCCGCCCACCCGCAAGAGAAGCUGUCCGAUUUGCACAACACGGAGCAUUCCGGGGGAGGGAAAAGGGCGCCGGCCCCCGACCUGAUCCCGCUGGACCUGAGUGAGCGGUCGACUCGGGCUGACCCCAGCCGCAAGGAGCUGGCCUCCUCCCUGCCGGCUGCGCUGGCCGUGCACCCGUGUCCUUACUGCAGCCAUAAGACCUACUACCCCGAGGUGCUCUGGAUGCACAAGCGCAUCUGGCACAAGGUCAGCUGCCACUCCGUGGCCCCCCAGUGGAUGCAGCCCAACGGUUACAAAAGCAUCAGAAACAACUUGGUUUUCCUCACCCGGAGUGGACGCACGGGCCCCCCGCCUGCCCUCGGGGGCAAAGAGUGCCAGCCGCUGCCCAUCUCCCGGUUCACCCGCACUCAGGUGCCGGGCGGGGUGCCGGGCCCCAAAGGGAGCCCCUCGCCCCUGGGGAUGCCCACGAAAGCCGCCGGCUUGCCCAGGAGCAAGGAGAGCCACCCCGGCGGGCCCUGCGCGCUCUGGGCGGCCGGCCCCGACGGGCAUCGGCAGACCAAGCCCGGCCCCGGCCCCGGCCCCGAGCAGCCCGGGGCUCCGCCGCCCCCGUCCAAGCCCAAGCAGGAGGCCGGCCCCAGAGCCGGGCCCGCGGCGGGCAGCGGGGGCUUCAGCAGAAGUGCCACACCGACGCCCACCGUCAUCGCCCGGGCGGCUCCCCAGCCCCCGGCCAACAGCAGGCAGGGGGACAAGUAUGGCCUCCCCCCAGCGGGGGCCGGCCUCGGUCCCCCAAAUAAGCACAGUGCCCUGGACCCGCCCAAAGCCAAAUUCAGCCCUCAGCCUCAGGGUCAGCCGCAUGGGAAAGGUGACGGGGGCCCCCCUCUACCUCCCCGAGAGCCCCCCGCCAAGGUCGGCUCCAGAGGGACUGCGGCCUCGCAGGCCCAGCCCGUCCUGCACACCAUCAAGCAAGAGCCUGCGUCCGAGGGCCCCGAGAAACGCCUGGACAUCCUCAACAUCUUCAAGACGUACAUUCCAAAGGACUUUGCUUCUCUCUACCAGAGCUGGGGCGGCAACGGCCCUGCGCUCGAGCACAGAGGGACGCUCCGGACGCCGGCCCACCAGGGAGACUUCGUCUGCGUGGAGUGUGGAAAGUGCUUCCACCAGCCCAGCCACCUCCGGGCCCACACGCGGGCUCACACAGUGCUGUUUGAGUCUAACGGCCUCCGAGGUGCUGAAGCCCACGCCACCUCUGCAGACGCCCCCAAACAAUAUUUAUUGCGCACGUCCUGUGUGCCAGGCUCUGUCACGUUGGUGGAGAUAACGAGGAUGUUGGGAGACAAGGGGAGAGACCAUUCUAAUGCAGAUACUGUCCAAACAGUGCCUCUCAGAAAGGGAACCUAGAGACACGCUUUCACCAUCCCCAGUGCCCCGGGACAGCGUCCGCAGUUCCCUUGUGGAUGUCCCGACCGUGACCCCGACCGCCCCGUGGAAGAACUCCCGACCGGACACCUCAGAUCCUGCAGCCGCUGGGCGGGGCGGAAGCUGAAGGGAGGGCUUCUCCUUGUUACACGUUAAACAUCAACGAAGAUGCUCGACUUAGAAUUACAUGUAGAUAUUCUAUAUGCAUAUGCGUGCUCACCGACCAUAGUCGUAUUUUCUUAUAACAAACAGUGGAGGUGGGAGGCACGGUAGGAGCACAAAGCAUCGAUAUCGUUCAAGACAGGUUUGAGACACUGGAAGAAAGAUGCUCGUGUGUGUCGGACAGAGUGAAGCAGCCAAGCACUGUAACAGAAGCCGCCGCCAAUGCUCAGAGGCCCGUUGGAGGUGACGUCAGGACAGACAGCGGAGGGGUCCAGGUUGACGGGAGUUCUGACGCUCUGGCCUCUCCUUGUCUUAGUGGGUAUUUAAAAUAGUGAAUAAAAGAGGAAGGAUGGGCGUUGAGGUGCUGUGGAAACAGGCUCAAUGGGGGGCGGGCGGGUGAUGAGGUCCUCCUUCCUCAGUGGUCCCAUCGCAUCCCCUUGGGGGCCCUCUGCGUUUCCCAGGUGUGUCCCUCUCUCCCAUCUGUGCUCAGUGAAUCCGGCAGAGGAAACACAUCCGUGGGAAGGCUUUUAUUGUGCUUCGGAAAAGAGAGCUAGUUGAACACUAAGAAAAGCAGGCUUCUUUGUUUAUUCUCAGGACCUUUUGGUAACAGGGCUACAUUCUGCAAACUGCUUACGACGGAAGACUGCCCGUCUUAACAAAUUAUCUGGCCACUGAACCCCCCUCGAUUUGGACCCUUUUAGUCAUAGUGGGAGGAUCCCUGAGCUCGUGGGGGGCCCAGGUCGCCGGGGUCCUGGUGCUCUGGGGCCUCCUGCGCCCCUCUCCCUCCCUGCCUUCCCGUCCGUCUGUCCCAGCAAGUAAGCGUCUUUCCUUCUUGGGCUGGGGAGCCUCCAUGGGACGAGUCCCUUCAUUCCCGGAGUGUGGAGGCCCCCCGGCCCGUGGGUUGGGCAGCUUUAUAUACCUCUUCCUCGGUCGCGCAGAUGCCAGUUUUAGCGGUGGGGAGUUAAGGGCCGUAACAAAGGGUCUUAAACCUUGCAGUGUACGCAGUUAAAAUUGUAUUCCACAGAUAUAAAUAUUUUCUUUUUCUAUUACCAUGACACCGUGUGUGAUGGUAAUGUUUCUGAGAGUUUCAGAUUUUUGCACAUAAUGAUUUUAUGCAUUAUCAAAAGUUACUGCUGCCUUGAAUGAAAAUGUUCUGUGAAAUUUUUUGCAAAAGCUUUACUAGGUUUUUUUUAAUUGUGAAAUUUUGUAAAGGCAGGAAAUGGAUUAAAACGAGCAUGCUAAAUAUAUUUUUCAAAAAAGCAAUAAUUUUACAUGUACAGAAAUUAUCCUAAUCUUUAAUACUGGUGAGAGCGACAGUUUACUUAAUACAGUAAUGGAUUAGUGCAGUUUUUGUAGAAAAUGGGCUUCUGAUACAAAGACUUGUUUAAACACACACACACACACACACACACACACACACACACACACACACCGUAAAGUGUGGUUUUCCUGUUCUAAUGAUUUGUUGAAUUAUAUUAUUAUUAUUAUUAUUGUUAUUGUUGUUGUUGUUCUUAGUUAAUGUUUGGUUCUGGAUUCUACUUGUUACUGAAUUUAAAUUACUUGACGGUUCAGGUUACUUUGCAACAUUUGCAAACAAUGCAAUGUAACUGGCUAGCUUAUAUCUAUAAAUAUAUAUAUACAUGUAUAUACACACACAUAUAGCUGCAUAUAUGUGUGUGUAUAUAUAUAUAUAACUUUUUUACUUAUUUUUUCCUGAUAUUCUUACACCGGAUAUGUACCAGAAUGAUCUGUCGUGUUGGUGUCAUUAGGAAUGUCCUUGCAGAUGCGAUUCAGUGACUGUCCUCUAAAGUUAUUUUGAGCAAAGUUUCAGAGAUACAUUCCUCUGUUCACCCUAGAAAUCAGCAUGCCUUUCUGUUGACUUACGUUUGAUCAUUUCCGUAGUCUCCCCACAGUGAUCGUUCCUGCAUUUUCUGGCUUUUAUUUUCUUGGCUGACAGUGAAGGGUGACAGUUCAGGAACGCACAGGGGCUGAUGAUUCGGUCUGUUUCUCUGUGUUUUCGUUAUUCAGAGGAAUUCUGUACCCAAAGCGACACGGAGGAGUCAUGUACGUUCUUACCGUUUCAGUGGCGGCCUUCAGAGCCGCAGGUGUCAUCCCGGAGACCCCUUUGCGGGGGGCGUGGUGGAGAGGGGCGUGUCCCGGGGUCCCAUUGGCCGGACACGCAGCCCGAGCCAGUUGGAAUACUUGUUUCUGCCCGGAGCACAGAAAUAAGGUUUUCCCUUAAUUCAGCAGACGGGGGUCGGGGCGAGGGGGGCGUCCAAGAACACCACCCUCCAAGGCAAGCCGUCCGGGGGCCCGACUGUACUUCCUUUCUUCCACUGAGCACAGUAUUGUAUUGGUUUGUUCAUGUGUUUGUGUCAGUUUGACCAUAGUAUUUAAUACGAUUUGUGUUUUUCUUAUUUAUUUAGCCAAUGUGUUUUGAAUCACUUUUUUUCGAUUGAUAAUUUCCACAUGGUCUCUCCUGUAAGUCACCCUCUGACUGUUACAGACUUUCUACUACCUCUACCAAUCUGCUGUUUCCUUGUUUCUUAACAGGAUUUGACAGUGUUGGCGUCAAUGUAACUUAGACAAUAAAGGGUUUGGUUGUCUACACUGCAGCUUCUCCAUGUGUCUCCCGGCCCCUGCUUGCAUACUCCUGCUGCUGCUCUCACCCCCCCUCCUCCCCUCCUCACCCUCGUCCUCAUUGUUGUAACACAGAUAACGAGCUUAGAGACUCUUUCAGGUUAUUCACUCAUAUUCCUUAAUUUGAAGAAUGAACAUUUAAAUUCUCUGAACAAUUCAGCUGUUCAAGCAUCUUCUCUGGGCAUUUGUCAGCCGUUCUGUCACUUUUCUCCCCUGGUUCCUGGAAGGCCUUGGGGCCAUCUCAGAUGGAUGCGUUUCACCUCGGUCAUGGCCCAGUACAGAUUUUCAAACCAAGUGGAUUUUGCCUUUUUGGUUUUGAAAAGUAUUCAGUGCUUUAAGAGAUGCCUCCCAAUAUUUACUUAUUUAUUUUUUAAACCCAAGAAAGACACUAGUUUCUUGAAGGUGCUCCAGGAAAUGGCCCCGGGGAUGACAUAUAUAUGCCACUUUGGUGAGCUUAGGGAGCAUUGGUUUUGCCCAGGAUGUCGAGAACCAUCUUCAGAUCUGGCCGCUCUGUCACAGGUUGUACAGUGGCAGGCAAACAGUACACGGGGGCACGUGCACACGCAGGGUCAUCAUUCGGCAGGCCUCUGGGGUGUGGCCUUGGACCCAGCAGGUCGCAGGUGACACCUCCCUGCUGUCUCCCAGGCACCUGGCUCAGGUAGCUGCACCUUCUUUCCACCAGGAGAGAGAGUGUAGCCCACAGGGUCACAGAAGGCGACUGGCAGUUCUCGGUCUGUGCCUGGAACGCAGCGCACCUCCUGGAUUUUCACGGCCAGAUUCUCUUUACCAACAUGCCGUCUUGAAAACAGGCAAAUCACCCCCUGGGGGGUGUGAUCGAUGCACAAAAAAACAGCUGCGUUUGGACAACUUUACUUUUCCACUUUCAGAAUGUCUCCGUGUCUGAAGCAGCGUGUGCUGUUUCACUGCUUUUAACUCGGGUGUGUUCUAAUCGCAGGACAUUUUAUACACUGAGCAAAAAGAAAGAGAAUAAAAAAAUUACAGGCCAGGACUUCAAGGGAUGGUUUAGGUGCCCCCGUAGUGUGUCUGUGUGGAGUGACUGAGGGAAAAUGUUCAUUCUUCAACUUUGCUAAUUAUGCUUUGAGGCAGUAAAAUGCAAAAGACCAUAGAGUUUGUAUUUCUUUUUUAAAAUACAAUUUAUAACAUUAUAUUUUGUACUCUUUAUAUUAGAAUUUGUAACUAGAUUGAUGUAUUUAACUCUAUUUCUGAAAAAAUAAUUCAAUGUUUCAGUUGUGUGAUAAAAAAUAUUUAGAGAAAACAUAUUCAUUCUAUUGGAAACUGAAAUCAAUAAAAACAUGUUGGAGUUCUUGA
Balaenoptera acutorostrata (minke whale) is the source of this 7993-nucleotide messenger RNA. It is a transcript of the gene ZNF516, whose product is annotated as zinc finger protein 516. The coding region runs from base 356 to 3844 and encodes 1162 amino acids. Gene Ontology annotation, molecular function: RNA polymerase II cis-regulatory region sequence-specific DNA binding; DNA-binding transcription factor activity, RNA polymerase II-specific. Lineage: Eukaryota; Metazoa; Chordata; Mammalia; Artiodactyla; Balaenopteridae. Gene Ontology annotation, cellular component: nucleus. Gene Ontology annotation, biological process: regulation of DNA-templated transcription. The record is from RefSeq and is a predicted model, not a curated record. The transcript is spliced from 7 exons.